CACCGCAGAAGCCAGAGUAAAUUAAUUCCCCUAAUUAGCUGUCAGGCAGCACGGGACAGUGGCGGCAGUGGGCAAAACUGGCAGCCCCUGCCUGGGUUAUCCCCCACUCCAAGGCAUUGUCCCCAAACCCCAGUCACACCCCAAAAUUUUACAGAUUUGCAAAAUCCACCAUGCUGCAUCCUGGCAGCUCUGGUGAGCCCUAAAUCACCCCUAUCUCCCGUUAAAAAAAUAACAAGAAAAGACGGCGACAAAAUGGUUUAUGGCUGUAAUAAAUUGUGCUGGAGGGGAAAAAAGCCCUGUUUGCCUGGAAGCAAGGGGGGGUUUCCCAUUGGCACACAAAUGGAAGCUCUGUGUCGCACCACAGCUGGAGUCAGCAGUGGCCAGUGGAAAGGGGGAAUUAUUGGAAGUGGUUUUUUUCACAUCUAUGACACCCUGAUAAACUGAGCUGUGGGACCAGGUGUUAGUGCUGGGUGGGGAAUGAGAAUAUUCGUGGCUGGCCAGCCUCAAGGGGUAGGAAGAGCGUGGCCCCUGUGUGUCCCCACAGAGCUGGCAGUGGCCAAGGCUCCACCACCCGCUGGGCUGGGCUGGACUCUGCCCCGUUCCUCCCCUUAGCUCAGCUCCCAUCGGCCACGGAGACAGCAGCAGGGACGAGCAGAGCCAUGGCUGCCCCCAGCCAGCCCCAGAAGUCCACCUACGAUGUCAUUGUCAUUGGGGCCGGCAUCCAGGGCUCUUUCACUGCCUACCACCUGGCCCAGCACCACAAGGACACUCUGCUGCUGGAGCAGUUCCUCCUGCCCCACUCUCGGGGCAGCUCUCACGGGCAGAGCCGCAUCAUCCGCAGCGCCUACCCCCAGGAGCACUACUCCCGCAUGAUGCCCGACUGCUUCCGCCGCUGGCAGCAGCUGGAGGCUGAGACUGGCACCACCCUCUGCAGGCAGACGGGACUGGUGCUGCUGGGGCUGCCAGGAGAUCCAGAGCUGGAGGCCUGCAGGAGGAACCUGGGUGUUGACGAAGUCCUGGACUCCACAGCGCUGGCCCGGCGCUUCCCUGGCUUCCAGCUGCCAGCUGGCCAGGUGGCCGUGGUGGACAGCACUGCCGGGGUGCUCUUCGCUGGCCGGGCACUGCAGGCAGUGCAGGAGGUCUUUCGCCGACACGGGGGCACCCUGCGGGACGGGGAGAAGGUGCUGCACAUCCAACCUGGGGCCACGGUCACUGUCACCACCACUGCUGGCGUGUACAAAGCCCCCCGGCUCAUCAUCACGGCUGGAGCGUGGACUGGUGCCUUGGUGGAACAGCUGGGUGUCCGCCUGCCACUGCAGCCCCUGCGCAUCGAUGUCUGCUACUGGAGGGAGAAGCAAGCUGGGAGCGCCGGUUUGGGCAGUGUCAGCCCCUGCUUCCUGACCCUGGGGCUGAGCCAAGCCCCCCACGGCAUCUACGGGCUGCCCUCCAUUGAGUACCCAGGUCUGAUGAAGGUGUGCCACCACCACGGCAGCCCCACUGACCCAGAGAAGCGGGAUCAGGCCCCCUCGAGUGCCCCCCGCCCUGACAUCGCCGUUCUGAGCAGCUUCAUCAGCAGCUACCUGCCCGGGCUGGAGACCCAGCCAGCGGUGAUGGAGACCUGCCUCUACACGAACACUCCAGAUGAAGAUUUCAUCCUGGACCGGCACCCCAAGUUCAGCAACAUCAUCAUUGGUGCCGGCUUCUCAGGCCAUGGGUUCAAGCUGGCGCCGGUGGUGGGGAAGCUGCUGUGUGAGCUGAGCCUGGGCGAGGAGCCAUCCUACAACAUGGCCCACUUUGCCAUCAGUCGUUUCCCCGGUGUGCUUGGGGCUGCACAGUAGGUGUGGGGCUGCAGAGGUGCCCCCAUGGCAUCACACUGGCCUGCAGCUGUGUCCCUGCAUCCCAGUGUCCUCACGCACAGCACACCUCCAUCUCUGUGUACCCUGGGGACUCCCAACGUGCUGCAUUCCUCCAACCCCCACACCCCCGAUGCCCUGCAUUGCCAUGUCCCCAUAUCCACCAUCCCAGCACCUCUGCACCCUUGCUUCCCCACAUCCCUGCAUCCUGGUACCCUGCCUCCCCACAUGGCAGCAUCCUGGUACCCUGCUUCCCCACAUCCCUGCAUCCUGGUACCUGCCUCCCCACAUGGCAGCAUCCCAGCACCCCCAUGCCACGCGGUGCCAAGCCAUCGCUACCAAGCGCCCACUCCUGGGGAACAAAUUAAGAAGCUUUGUCAGCCUCAUGAAGAUGGAGCAGGAGCAGCGCGGAGAGACACACUCGCUUAGGAGUCAAGUUAAAUGUUUUAAUGUUAAA
This is a messenger RNA of Taeniopygia guttata (zebra finch), 2310 nucleotides long. RefSeq names its product pipecolic acid and sarcosine oxidase (gene PIPOX). NCBI's taxonomy places the organism in Eukaryota, Metazoa, Chordata, Aves, Passeriformes, Estrildidae. Gene Ontology annotation, cellular component: peroxisome. The record is from RefSeq and is a predicted model, not a curated record. Gene Ontology annotation, molecular function: L-pipecolate oxidase activity; sarcosine oxidase activity; flavin adenine dinucleotide binding.